Messenger RNA from Ctenocephalides felis (cat flea), 4110 nucleotides. RefSeq names its product WASH complex subunit 2-like. Lineage: Eukaryota; Metazoa; Arthropoda; Insecta; Siphonaptera; Pulicidae. The record is from RefSeq and is a predicted model, not a curated record. The coding region runs from base 25 to 4110 and encodes 1361 amino acids. The transcript has 10 exons.
ACAACUAAAGCAAAAUUAGAUUCCAUGGUUAGCACUUUAGAGUAUACACAGAUUUCUUUGGCUAAUUCUACUAACAGAUUUCAUGCACUACAACAUUCACAGUUUGUUGAAAGUAGAGUAUAUGAAGAAGACAUUCAAGCCGAUACUUGUCCUAAAGAGGAAAAAGUACUACAAGAUUCAAAGAUUGAUCCAGGAGUUAUAGCGAAACAAGCUGUGAUGUGCGGUUUAAAGUUAAUGGAAAAUGAAUAUAUGAAGGUGCAAAUUGGUGCAAACAAUUCAGAACAACCAAGAUUUAAAUAUGUUCCCAAAGACAGAUAUAUGAGUAGACCAUUGCCACUAAGGAUUGGUUCAAAAGAAUUUUUAGCAAGUUUAAAUCCAAGCGAAUCGGAAAGCGAAGGGGGUUUCGGUUCUAGUAGAUCAAGAAGUCCAUCUAUUGCAUCAUCACAAUCUAAAAGUUAUUCUCCUUCACUUACAAAUCCAAGUGUUCAAAAAUAUGAUAUAUCCAGUAUUACUAAAGGUAAUAGUAGCAUUUUGGGGCAUUCAAGUGAAGAAGAAGAUGAUAAAAUAUUUGAAAAUUCUGUUGAGCAACACAAAUCUCCUAAUAACAAAACCUCAUCUGAUAUAGAUAAUACAAAAAAUAAAAGGGAACAAUUUCCUACACCUAGACAUAGUUAUCCAAUUUUAUUUAAUGAUGGCCCGCCAUUAUUGGAAGAUUUAUAUGAGGCUGAUAAACCUAAAAAGAAUGACUUAUUUGAUGAUGAUGAUGAAAAUAGCGAUGAAUUGUUUGACGAUAAAUCAAAAGUUAAAAAUAUAGCAAAUAAGACUUCCAUUAUUUUUCAUGGACAAAAUGAAAACAAAUCUCAAGCUGUUAAUUUAUUUGAUGAGGAACCUCCUGAAAUUGAUGAUCUAAAAACUGCUCAAAAUAUUCCAAAAGUUACAAAUUUAUUUGAUGAUGAUUCAGAAGAUGACCUGUUUGCUACUGUAACAAGUAGUCAUAAGAAUCAGGUUAAAGCAAAUACUUACAAGUCAGAGGACACAGUAGGCAUAUUCUCUGACAAACCUCCUGAAAUUAUAAAUUCUAAAUUAAAGGGAGCGAUAAAGAAGCAAAUAGAAAAUAUUAAGACUGAUGUGGAAGAUGAUAUAUUGGAUUCUGAAAAUACUUCCAAUAAUAUCACCCCCAAGGGAACUAAUAUUAAAACACUACAAAAGAAUAACUUAUUUGAGGAUGAUGAAGAUGAAAUCAAAUUUGACACCAACUUGUUUAACAAAAAUUCAUUGCUUAGUGAAACCUCGAAACAAAUAACAUUUAAAUUGUUUGAUGAUGAGCCACCUAUAGAUUUUGAAGCCAGUUCAACAAGUGCAAAGGAUGAAAACAAGAAAAAUAAAUCAUUUAGCAUUGAUAAGAAAUUUAGCUUAUUUAGUGAUUCAGAUGAUGAUGAUAUAUUUGAUAGUUUAAUUAAAAAUGAUAGUUCAGAUAAAUCAAAAUCAAAAGUACAAGUAAAUCCUACAAUAACUCCUAAAAGUGAAAUAAAAAAUAUUGCCUUUGAAGCAUCUUCAAAUAAAAUUGAUCCAAGUACUAAAUUGGAUUCUAAGCAAAAAUCCAAAAUUAAUGAGCUAUUUGAAGACGAUGAUGACUUAUUUUCUACGAAACCUGUAAUAAAUGUAAGCAAAACUAACCAAACUGAAGAAAAUAAUGAUAUUUUGCAAUACAUCAGAAAGCAAGGAGAAUCCUAUAUUAAUGAAAACAAACAUGAUAUUGUAACUGAUAACAAAGUGUUGAAUAAAUUGCAUAGCUCACCAGUAGAAGCAAAAUCAAAUAGUGAUCUUAAUGUAAAAUUUGCAGAUACAAAUAGGGCAGCUGCAAACCCCAUUACUGAUAUUUUUAAUGAAAGUGAAGAUGAUGAUGAUUUAUUCCAAGUGAAGCCUAAACUUGCACCUCCAAAAUCUAUUAAUAUUGUUUCAAAAUCGGAGGAUAAAAAAUUAUUCCAAAGUUCAGGAUCAGAAAAUAAGUUGAUAGAUUCUCAAGCACAAAGCAAAACUAUGAUUCCAAAUACCACAGAUGUGGAACAAGAAAGUAUUAAAGCACCGCCAACAUCUGAAGCAAUUUCUAAAAGCCCAAAAUUGUUUGAGGAAUCAACAAGUGAUUUGAGUGAUGAUGAUGACUUAUUUAAAAUAGGAUCAACUAAAACUGUAAUAUCAAAAUCUUCAAAUGAUGAUGUUAAAAACACAUUGAGUUCUAAUGCAAGCCAUCAAAAAACUGAUUUGUUUGCUGAACCGGAAAACUUAUUACAUCAGAAUAAUAAACUUGUUGACCAUGUUAAAACUAAUGCAAGUUCAAAUCGAACACCAAAUAUUAAAACAAAAAUUGUUGUCAAAGAGCAAAGGGAAAAAUCUUUGUACGAACAAGCUGCAUCAAAUAUAGCUUUAUUCGGUGAUGAACCUCCAAUUGAUAUCUUUGAAGACCUGACAAACUCAAAAAAAUCUGACAACAGUAAAAGAAUUACCUUAUUUGAUGAUGAUGAGGAUGAGCCUGAUUUUUUCCAAGAUCUUUCUAAAACAGUUAACAAUAUUGGAACUAAAGAACCAUUCGGAAUUGCGUUACUUCCGGGAGCGAGGCCCCCGUCGCUGUCCAAAAAACAUGGAAUACCAGAUACUGACCAGUCGGAUUCUAAAUCUGUAACGCCCAUUCCGGAACACGAUGUAAAUUUAUCAAAAAAAAUUGCCGUUGACAGUAGAGGAGAUGAUCUAAUUCAUAAUUAUAAAGAAAUUUCGAAUCGAAAAAUUGAUAGCGAUCAGAAAGAAAGGAAUGGUGAUUUUAUUUCUCAAACCGAAACCUUGCAGAAUUCAGCAGUCAAGGAACGUGUCAGGAUACCCCAGAAAAGGCGACCGCCCAGCAGACGUGCGCGACAAGAAGCAGCUCGAAAAUCUUUAGUUUUGGAAAAUUCCGAUUCAGAAAUCGAGUCUGUGUCUACAGAACAAAACAUACCUCGUGACUUCGCUAAAAGCAUGGACGAAAAUGAAAAAUCACUAAUAAGCAAAAAUUCACAUAUAAAAAGUGCAAAUAAAUUAACUAACGAAUUAUCCAGUGUUAUAAAUUCUUCAUCAGGACAACCCCCUAUAUCUAGUGAUCAUUCGGAAUCAGGUAGCAAUAUUAAAGACGGAACUGAUAUUUUGUCGCCGUCAACUGAAGAGGAUGAUAUUUUUAAAAUAGAUAAAAUAGCUGACGACGAUACAUUGAAGGUAGAUGAAUAUAACAGUAUUUUUAAUGAUUCCGAUGAUGAUGUAGAUGACUUGACCCAUGAUUCAGAAAAUAAAGCAGAAGUAUCAAAAACUGAUGACAUAAAAAGGCAGAAAGAAUUUAAUCUUCUCGAAGCUCUUACACGAAAUACUGAGUCAAAACCAAAUAUGGACGCGAUUGAUGAGAAUAUACUCAAAACUGAUUCUUUAUUUAUACCAGUUGAUUUAGAUAUUAAUUCAGGUGUAGGUUUGAAACCGGUUCCUGAAAAUACUAACAUAGCAGGAAGCAUAUCUCAGAAACAUUCAGAAACAAAUAUUACAGACCUUAAAAAUAAUUCUAGCUUGAGUGCACAAGAAUCAGUAGAAAAUGAUCUUUUUGGAGCUGCUGCCAGUAGUAACAAUGAUUUAGAAGAUAAACUUUCGACACUAGCAAUUGAUGGCUCUGCUGAAGUUUUACAUGCUGCGCAAGUGGGUAAAACGAGCAAAGAUAUUCUAUUUGAUUCGGAUUUAGAAGAAGAUUUAUUCACUGCUAAACCUAUGUUCAUUAGUAAAAAUGCUCAAAAUGUUUCUCAAAGAGGUGAUGUCAAACCCAGGUCGCCGCUGUUGAAUUCUGUUGGGGCAGAUGAUCUGUUUGCUGGUUUACCAAGGUCCAAUAUAAUACUCAGAAAAAAUCGUAAAACAGAUAAUCUUUUCAGUGAUACUGAAGACGAUGAAGAUUUAUUCAAAGUAAAAACAAUCAAAGUAUCUAAGAGUUCAACGGAUAAAGUUUUAAGCAACAGCAAAAAAUCAAGUGUACCAAAAUCUGCAUCAUUAUUCGGUGACAGUGAUGACGAUGAUGAUUUAUUCAAAGUAUCGACUGGAAAAUAUUCAUAG